Messenger RNA from Haliotis rubra (blacklip abalone), 3175 nucleotides. RefSeq lists its product as uncharacterized. The record is from RefSeq and is a predicted model, not a curated record. Bases 383 to 2329 code for a protein of 648 amino acids. Lineage: Eukaryota; Metazoa; Mollusca; Gastropoda; Lepetellida; Haliotidae. The transcript has 2 exons.
UCCCGACACGACAUGAUCAGUGCGAGAGGAGACUCCGACAUGACAUGAUCAAUGCGAGUUGAGUGUGCGACAAGAGGUGACCUGAAGGACUAGAGCGAUUGGGAGAAAUUGCCAGUAGGGCUACAGGUCGAUGGAACAGGUGUGAAACCUGUCUCACACCUUUACUGACACACCUGUUCAUUUUUCAUGUUACCUGUGAACCGAGAGGUUGUAUAGUCCAGAUGCGCAAGACACCUCUUAGACUUGGACACUGGUCUAAACUUCACUAUAUCACCUCUCCAUAUACACUGGGAUAACAACUCAAGGCUGAUCUGGGCGCCCCUGCAGCAUCUCUGUGUAUCUUACAAAACCGUCACGAUGACGUACCCACACUCGUCUAACUAUGACGUCCGGCGUCAAGAACAUGAACCAGCGUUCGGUGGAGAGGGGGGCUGUGUUGGUGCAGCGUCUCACGGGUUACCAUGGUGAUGGAAAAGACGUGACGAACCCCCGUGAGUUGUACACAAUCUUGUCCCAAGCAGAGACAAAGAGGUACAAGGCGGGUGUCAACAUUCCUCUGCUUGUCAAUGAGUCCACGUUACAACAGAAAGUUAAUCAUGAAAUGAACAUACGUGUCAAGGGAUAUCGACCCGAGAAGAGACCAGAGUCGCCUCCCUUUCAUCACCAGAGUUCUUUUGAGUUAUUUGACUUUGCAUCUGGAGAGUUGCCUACCUUGACAUUAGUGAGACAUUCAUCCAGUCUUGAAGACCUCUCGACAUUAAAACGACGCGACAAUAAAAGGACAAAUCUAUCUUCUACAGAUACAUCUGAAAACCUUCCGGGUUUAAAGCACAAACAUCCAAAGGUAGCAUUCUGCGAAGAUGUGAAUGAGCUUGAGAAUAAAGACCAUAAUUCGGGAAUUGUCCUCCCUAAAAUACCAAAGGUUCUUGAAAAGACAUUACCCAUAGCUCUAGCCGCAGCGAGUCCGGACCCUGAACAAGAACCAGAGAGUGAGGAGAUAACUGUAGAUCGCCGUCUCGUUGGUGUUCCUCCUGAACUUGUCAGCCGCGCUAGGCAGAUACUUAUGGAAGAGACAUACAGGGAACAACUGCGGGCUCGUGUUCUGGGGCUCAACAGGAAUCGGACCUUGUUUCCAAGGGAAACAGGCAAGUCGACUGAUCUAAAGGCUUAUGACAUGUAUCCUGCUCAGUACUGGGAGUUGAGAGCUGAAACAGUGCAGCAGCCUCAGGACCUGGAGUCGGAUAUGAUAGAUAGAGAUUAUUACAGGAUGAAGCAGAAGUCGGUGUUGAAGCUGAAAGUGAUGGACCGUGAAUCACGAGCAAAGGGCGAGCGAUCACCUUCAGACUCAUCGUCACCUACUACUCAGCGAGACAUACUUCGACCUCUGCCACGACUGUUUAACCCAAAGCCUAGACAUAACCACAUGGAAUCAUUUGAGGAUGAAACAGUUGGCUUAAGUCCGUUUACCAACUUGAUGCUGGGACCUGUUGUUGCGGAAGCUGCAGGCACGUGUCAUCAGGACACGGACUCUGUGACAGGCCCUCCAAAUUCCAGAAAGACCAAUCGUCAUAUGUUCCCCUACCUUCUGUCCCAGGACCCAUUGCCUGAUAGCGUGACACGGUUUCCCAAAUACACACAGGUCGUGAGUACCCCUCGACCAAGGUAUAUGCCUCCGACAUCAGUCGUGAACCUGACUAUAGACCACCCUACCCCACGCCGCCGUCGACCAAGACACAUUGAAAAGAACCUGGAGAAGCAGAAACACUCCACCAAAGCAAGCGAAGUCACACCUUGUGGUAAAACUAAUGUGUCUGAUUCAUUGGUAGGUAGGAGUGAAGCGCUACCAGGUAAUGACACUGCACGAAAUGUCGUUGAUGAUGUCAUUCAAGAAGCCCCAGAGCCAGUGUCCCAAGAAGCUGAAGAACCGUACGAUGACCCAAAGAACAAGAUAUCCCUGUUAACUGGCUUCAAGAAACUGGAGGUGUUCGGAGAAAUUAAAAAUGAGCCUCCUGAGAGGACCCAGAAAAUUAUCACAAAAGCGCCACCCCCAAGUCGAUACUUGCCCCAAUGUUACCCUCCCUUAUACAAGCUGGACAUGAAGAACUACCCACCCCAAGGGAACAUGAUCCAGGCGUUGCUUAAUUUUGAAGGACACCAAGAAAUCCACGGAGCGGACAACAACCCUAUUUCGCUCAGCGUUAUUGAUGGUGAUGCCAUCCUGUCUAAAGUGCAAACCACUGGCGACCCACAGACCUCAAGGACGGUCAAGUCCGAAGGGGCCGUUGGACAGACGCCGAUGCGAGACACCCCCGUAUUGUCAAGCUCGUGAUUACAAUAGGGCAUUGAACAUUGUCUUCAACCAUCUUCGAAUAAUGCUUGAGUGGUCAAGUUGAGAUGUGUAUCCCCCAAUAAGCGAAUAUCCGCUGUGGUGAACUGAAUUGUACGCGUCAGAUUGAAUCAGCUACAUGAUCCAUUCUCCUGAGGACCCUUGGGACAAUACCUGCGUUGCAGGUGGUACCAUUAUCCUAAAAGUAUACUUACACCAACAUAAUAUUGACAGAUGUAACAUCAUAAUGUAAACCUAUAAUUACAAAUGCAUACUCACGUUUCUUUGACGUAUACAGUAUUUGUGACUAUUUCAAUGCGAGGCCAGUAUUUAUAGUUAUCAUAUUUUCCAUUUCGGAGAAAUAUAGCGUACCUUUGAAGUAUAAUACCCGUACUUUUGUCAUUUGCCACGGAUGAAUGGCAACCGUCAUGUCUAAAGUGGACAUUACAUCAUGACCAUGGGAUAUAAAUCGGGACAAGUUUUAAUCCAGACAUGUGUUUUGAUCCAGACAUUUCAAAGUGGACAGGGCAUUUCCGGAUUAUGGUGAUUUCCCUGCAUGAUUAAUUGGAUUGUGCAUGGUAUACCAUGUACACCCGAAAAGACGAUUUCCCAAUAGAUUGUGUGUAGGAUGUGCUUCUAAAUGCGUGUUUUGUGUCUAACUACGUGUGUCCAGUGUGUGUAUAGUGUGUACAAUUCAACAUUGUCAGAGAUGAGAUUCAAGUGUGUUGUUUUGUCAAACUUUCCAAGAUAGACAAAGGUUGUUUAACAAAACUUGUAAAUAUCGUUCUGAAGGAUACUUUAAAUUGAUUCUCACUAUAUGAGUGAACAAUAAAAUGUUUCUGAAACUAA